Contarinia nasturtii (swede midge) is the source of this 909-nucleotide messenger RNA. RefSeq names its product phenoloxidase-activating factor 2-like. The record is from RefSeq and is a predicted model, not a curated record. Lineage: Eukaryota; Metazoa; Arthropoda; Insecta; Diptera; Cecidomyiidae. Gene Ontology annotation, molecular function: serine-type endopeptidase activity. Gene Ontology annotation, biological process: proteolysis. The transcript has a single exon. Bases 1 to 909 code for a protein of 302 amino acids.
AUGAGAGAUUUGCAUCAACCAGUACCAGCCAACAAGCAAAACAAUCAAAGCGAAAAUGAUUCAACCGAAGGCAAGACUAAAUUUGUGACCACCCAAAAAUGUGGCUAUGGCAAAUUCCGAUCCUUUCGAACAAUCACCGGUGAAGAAAUGCGACUGAAUGAAUUCCCGUGGAUGGUUGCAAUAUUUUCUCGAUCGUCAAUGGGUAAACUAGAAUAUCUUGGUGGUGGUUCAUUGAUUCAUGAGUCGGUGAUUUUAACGGCGGCUCAUUUGCUGCUGAAAUUUUCACCCGAACAAUUGGUGAUUCGUGCCGGCGGACAUGACAUUUUGAAAACAACACGUCAACAACGAAGGGCAACGAAUGUCAUCAUUCACGAAGAAUUAAACGCCGAUUGGCUCAUCAUUGCAUUGAUCGUAGUGAGUAGAGCAUUUAAAAUGACCGAUGCUGUGAAUACCAUUUGUUUACCACCACAAGGCAUUCACACCAAUGAAGGUACGAUGUGCACAUCAGGCGGUUGGAGCAAAAAUACGAUCAAUUAUAAUGGAAUAUAUCAUGCAACACCGAAAAAAAUACAACUACCAAUUGUGGAUCAAGGAAAUUGCGAGGCGAUCUUAAGAAUAACAGGAUUGGGACCAUUUUAUAGUUUGCAUGAUAGCUUGAUUUGCGCAGGCGGUGGUAGACUAGAUACAUAUAAAGGAGACGGCGGAUCACCAUUAUUUUGCAGAAUUCCAUAUGGCAUGAGACGAUUUUAUCAAACAGGCAUCGCUGCUGGUAUGACGGGACGUGGGGAAAUGCUACCUGGAUUGUACGUUAAUGUUGCCUAUUUUAGCGAUUGGAUAAGACAACAACUUCGAUUUAUAAAAAAGCGAAUGAGACUGGAAAAUAUUUUACCAUACGAAUUUUUCUUUUGA